Messenger RNA from Penicillium cataractarum, 1161 nucleotides. RefSeq lists its product as uncharacterized. NCBI's taxonomy places the organism in Eukaryota, Fungi, Ascomycota, Eurotiomycetes, Eurotiales, Aspergillaceae. The record is from RefSeq and is a predicted model, not a curated record. Bases 1 to 1161 code for a protein of 386 amino acids. The transcript is spliced from 3 exons.
AUGUCGUACCUGCAGGCGGCGCAAGAAAGGUCCGACACCCAAAGCAGCCUAGUGUUGAUCCCCCGGACCAGGGUUUCACCAAUCAAGGCAGAAUCGCCUUCGUCAGUGACUGUCAUGGAUCAGGUCACUUUUUCCCGUGCAGCUUUGGAAUCUGCUCUUGAAGGGAUGUUCUGGGACUCUUAUCUUCCAAACAGUCGCUGCUCGUCCCUCCUAGAUUAUAACCAGCGUAUUCUUGGAGGUUCGAUCAGCGUGGUGAGGGAGUUGCUUCCUAGCAGCCUCCUGCUUCGCACUGCGGUUGGAGCUAUGGCCCUUCGGUCGGCGGCGAGCACUAAUAACGACCCACACUCGUCGAAACAACAGGCAAUGAGGCUCCACGCCAGUGCGUUGCAGCAGGUGAGGAAAAUACUCACCACCCGUGGCAAAAAUGACCUCGAGGUUCUCAGUGCUACUCGAGUGUUCAGCUUCUACGAGGCUCUUCACGCACUGACAACCCGAAAAGGGACCAUCUUGGUACAGCCAGCCUGGCUAAAUGAUCCGUGGGAGAUCCAUCCAAAGACGGUUAAAGAUAUGUUGGUGGACAUCAUUCUAGAAGUUCCCUCAUUAUACGAGGGCAUUGAUGAGAUGGAAAGCAACCAGCGCUUCGACUCCAACUCGCGCCAACCGCUUCAACAAUCAGCAUAUGCUACCAUCGUCCGUUUACUACAAUGGGGCGAAAAAUUUGCCAUUCAAGGGGUAUCCUUACGACCAAACUGGCAGCAUCACCCUGGUUUCACAACCGAGGAGAUAGUUGGGGUGCAUCUGAUGACUUUCUACUGGGCCACGCUUAUGCUGGCACAUGGCGCAUAUCUGACGAUCUCGAAUGGGGAGCCACAUGGCCUUGAUAUCGAUGCGGAUGAUUGUUGUCGCAAAAUCAUCCACUGUAUCCCGUUAUUCCUCCACCCAUCAACUGGUAUUUUCCGCCAGCAUCUCAUGCCUUUCCCAGCAAUGACGGCCAUACGACAUCUAAACUUGACACACCCGUCAGUAUUGCGACCAGAGCGCGAGUACCUCUUAUCGAUCUCCGAGACGCCGCAGCUUGCUGGAAUGCGAAAGUUUAUGACAAGUCUGCAUCCACAGCUAUUCACGGACGCUGAAGAUAUAGUCACGGAGCCGGAAAAAUAA